Messenger RNA from Austrofundulus limnaeus, 3026 nucleotides. It is a transcript of the gene kif3a, whose product is annotated as kinesin family member 3A. The record is from RefSeq and is a predicted model, not a curated record. Gene Ontology annotation, biological process: microtubule-based movement. NCBI's taxonomy places the organism in Eukaryota, Metazoa, Chordata, Actinopteri, Cyprinodontiformes, Rivulidae. Gene Ontology annotation, molecular function: microtubule binding; ATP binding; microtubule motor activity.
UGCGCGCACACGGACGAGCCUGGCAACAAGGUGUAAUGAAAUGGCCACAACGCUGGUGUUAUUCUUCUUCAAAUAACCCCGAGUCAAAUGAACAAAAGACGUCAAACGUUUGACAUUAAUUGUACACAAAUUACAUCCGGCUUGUUACGUUUUCACCAUGCCGAGCAGUAAGCCAGACAAACAGGAGGUCAGUGAUAAUGUCAAAGUUGUGGUGCGAUGUCGUCCCCUCAACCAGAAAGAAAAGGCGAUGGGCCACAAGCAGUCCGUCACUGUGGACGAGAUCCGCGGGACCAUAACCGUGAACAAACUGGAGACCUCUCAGGAGCCUCCUAAAACCUUCACCUUUGACACUGUGUUUGGACCUGACAGCAAACAGCUGGACGUCUACAAUCUCACUGCCCGCCCCAUCAUUGAUUCAGUGUUAGAGGGAUAUAAUGGCACAAUUUUUGCAUAUGGGCAAACCGGCACAGGAAAAACAUUCACCAUGGAGGGUGUGAGAGCAGUGCCGGAACUCAGAGGGAUAAUCCCAAAUUCUUUUGCUCACAUUUUUGGUCAUAUUGCCAAGGCAGAGGGUGACACCAGAUUUUUGGUUCGUGUUUCGUACCUGGAGAUUUACAACGAAGAAGUGCGGGACUUGCUCGGCAAGGAUCAGAUGCAGAGACUUGAGGUCAAAGAAAGACCAGAUGUCGGUGUCUACAUCAAGGACCUCUCAGGUUAUGUUGUGAACAAUGCUGACGACAUGGACAGGAUUAUGACUCUGGGUCACAAAAACCGGUCUGUUGGGGCUACAAACAUGAACGAGCACAGCUCUCGAUCUCAUGCUAUCUUCACCAUCACCAUCGAGUGRAGUGAGAAGGGUGUCGACGGUAACCAGCAUGUGCGCAUGGGGAAGCUUCAUCUGGUCGAUUUGGCGGGUUCGGAAAGACAGGGCAAGACUGGCGCCACGGGGCAGCGUUUGAAGGAAGCAACAAAGAUCAACCUCUCCCUCAGCACGCUGGGGAACGUCAUCUCUGCCCUGGUGGAUGGCAAGAGCACACACGUUCCCUACAGAAACUCAAAACUGACCCGUCUGCUGCAGGAUUCACUGGGAGGAAACUCCAAGACCAUGAUGUGUGCAAAUAUUGGCCCUGCGGACUACAACUACGAUGAGACCAUCAGUACCCUGCGCUAUGCUAACAGGGCUAAAAACAUCAAGAACAAAGCCAGAAUCAACGAGGAUCCAAAGGAUGCUCUGCUGCGGCAGUUUCAGAAAGAGAUCGAGGAGCUGAAAAAGAAACUGGAAGAAGGCGAAGAGAUCUCCGGCUCGGAUGGCAGUGGCUCAGACGACAUGGAUGAAGGUGAAGAUGAAGCAGGGGAAGCAGGAGAAGGUCGCAGGAGGAGGAGGGGAAAGAAGAAGGUUUCUGCAGACAAGAUGGUGGAGAUGCAGGCAAAGAUCGAAGAGGAACGAAAGGCUUUGGAGGCCAAGCUGGACAUGGAGGAGGAGGAGAGGAACAAGGCGAGAGCAGAGCUGGAGAAGAGGGAGAAAGACCUCCUUAAGGCCCAGCAGGAACAUCAGCUCCUCCUGGAGAAAUUAUCAGCCUUGGAGAAGAAGGUGAUAGUGGGUGGAGUGGAUCUUCUUGCCAAGGCUGAGGAGCAGGAGAGGCUCCUGGAGGAAUCCAACAACGAACUCGAAGAGCGACGCAAGAGAGCAGAGCAACUGCGUAAGGAGCUUGAAGAAAAGGAGCAAGAACGACUAGACAUAGAAGAGAAGUACACAAGCCUGCAGGAGGAGGCUCAAGGAAAGACCAAGAAGCUGAAGAAAGUCUGGACCAUGCUAAUGGCUGCUAAAUCAGAAGAGAUGAUAGAAAAUUAUGUGCACUGGAAUGAAGAUAUUGGAGAAUGGCAGCUGAAAUGUGUGGCUUACACUGGAAACAACAUGAGAAAACAAACCCCUGCUCCUGACAAAAAAGAAAAAGAUCCGUUUGAGGUGGAUCUGUCCCAUGUCUAUCUGGCGUACACUGAGGAGAGUAUGCGCCAGUCACUGAUGAAACUAGAGAGGCCCAGAACCUCAAAAAGUAGCAAAAGUGGCCGACCCAAAACGGGACGCAGGAAAAGAUCUGCAAAACCAGAUGCGGUGAUCGAAUCCCUUCUACAGUGACGACACUCGAGAGGAGGUCCACAUUUCACACCAACUUUCAUGUAUAUAUUAAAAAACAAGGAAUUAGUCCCACUAAUGUUUGAACAAARAAUUGAAGAUUUUUUUGUGUACACUGUAAGGUUUUAAAUGUGAACAAGCUGCACCUUUUAGCAAGAAAAACACCACAUGGAGGAAAUAAAAACAACCUGAUGGAUGUACUGUAAAAGACGUUCACCCUGAGGAGGACCACUCCUGUCCGAAAUUUUGACAAGUUUCUGUGUUUUCACACAGAUCUGUCAGAUGUAAAAUUAGCCAGAUUGCUGAAAAUGAAAUUGCGGUAGUGACCUACUAACUUGAUAACGCUCAUUUUCUCUGAAAUGUGCUGUGUUACGUUAACACACGUCUAACCCAUCAGAGAUGAAGAUUGUUUCAGUCAUUUCCUGCAUUGUGAUCGGUAGAUUAAAGUUAAACAAACCACUACAACAGUCGUCAUUGGACUCCAGUUAACACCAAUUUAUUCUACUCCUAAAAUGAGCCAAGGCCCCAUUGUUGAGUUCGGUUGACACCAAGAAGAUAAAAGUUUGUAAACUAUCAUUAUAAAUGAUAUUUAAAGUGUUUUCUUUUAGGUCAGAAGAUUGAAGCAUGCAUGCCAUUCAGCUCUUAGUCUGUGCCAUUUCUUACACUAAACAGGUCACAUUUUUAUUUCCACGUCUGAACGCUUGUGAGAUGCACCAUAGAUAAUGUAUGCCUUAGUAUAUGUAUAUAUAAAAUGCACCAGUGUAGGGUUAUUUGCUUUCAUGAUGUUCUGUAGUGAAUGAAACCUAACUUUUAUUUUCUAUCAUACUGUAUGUCAAAUGUUUACACCGACAAACCUCUGGAUUUUAUUUAUUAAAUUAUUAUAUCAGUCAUA